Messenger RNA from Myxocyprinus asiaticus (Chinese sucker), 4008 nucleotides. RefSeq names its product zinc finger and BTB domain-containing protein 1-like. Gene Ontology annotation, molecular function: protein binding. Lineage: Eukaryota; Metazoa; Chordata; Actinopteri; Cypriniformes; Catostomidae. Bases 142 to 2172 code for a protein of 676 amino acids. The transcript is spliced from 2 exons. The record is from RefSeq and is a predicted model, not a curated record. Gene Ontology annotation, biological process: regulation of immune system process; negative regulation of transcription by RNA polymerase II; regulation of cytokine production.
AGGGGCUUCGCCCUCGAGAUUAGCUUUUCUCGCCCCAGGUUUUCGCUUGGACGAACGCAAACGACGUGGAACUUCUUCAUUCUGUGUUUUAGCUCGCAGUUUUGUCGUUCGCUACGAGUUAGCGCCCAUUACCGUCGGGUAAUGGCACGGCCAAGCCACAGUGAGCAUGUCCUGCAGCAACUCAACAACCAAAGGGAGUGGGGUUUCCUCUGUGACUGCUGUAUUGCCAUAGGGGACAUUUAUUUCAGGGCCCACAAGGCUGUGCUGGCAGCCUGCAGCUCUUACUUUAGAAUGAUGUUCAUCAGGGACCAGCAGGCAACUGCACGAUUUGAUCUCAGCAACAUGCAAAUCAGCGCAGAGUGCUUUGAUCUCAUACUGCAACUCAUGUAUCUUGGCCGCAUUGCUGUGGAUCACUAUGAGUUUGAGGAGCUGAAAUCCUCCAUGACCUACCUACAAAUGUACUACAUCCCUGACUCCCUUGAGGACCUCAGAGACAUUCGGACAUCCAAUCUGACACCUUCAUCCUCAGCGUCAUCCUCUUCAUCGUCUAGCUCCUUAUCCUCAUCCAGCGUAGUGGGAGGUAAGAUGAUGUUUGGUGUUCGAAUGUUUGAGCAGCAGAGGCCAAGCCCUGCUGAGACUGAGCAUGCUCCAACGGCUUCAACCACAACUACUCGUCAGAACAUUAACAUCUCAACUGUCAGGCCUGCUGAAGAUGUGGUCAUACCACACCCUCCACCACAUUCAGAGACCAUUGUAGACCAGCCAUGUGACUUAAGGAAGAGGACUUCGGGCCGAAGCUCUGCCAUGAAAGAACGUCCUCGGUUUGGUCGCACUUACACAUGUGAUGAUUGUGGCUUUGUCUUCAGCUGUGAAAAGCUGCUUAUUGAACACAUCCUUACAUGCACCAAUCGCAAAGCUUUCCAGACACCCAGAGUCAGCAAAGAGGUUUAUAGUGACACUGGCAAAGCAGAGAGUUCAGCCUCAGAGGGGAUGGAUGAACAUAGAGCAGUUUGCAAGGGGGAAGACGACUGGCCAGACCAUAAGCCAGACACAGAUACCGUGAUCAGGUCUGUCUCCACUGGUGUGGACAAUGAAGCUGCGUACUCCAGGAAUAUAACCAUUAAAGUGGAACGAGAUGAUGAUUCUGAGACAGACUUAGAAACUAUAAAAGUAGUAAAGGUAGGAAACCAUAAUGUAGGGAGCUGCAAAGUUCGUAGCAGGGCAUACAGAGAUAGUGUGGCAGACCAGAUGAAAAUUGACAGUGAGGAAGAGGCUGGAGGAUCUGCCAUGGAUGGUACCACCAAUGCUUUGGAAGGUCAUGGUAAUGAGUUAGGCAUAGACGCAAAGGUGCGAAAGAUCAAAGAAGAAAAGCAAGAUGAAUCAUGCAUUCCGUGUGAAUUGUGUGGAGCCCUGCUGACAGAGGAGGAUCAGUCUGCUCAUUACAUCUCCAGCCACAUGGGACAUAUCUGUGCCUGUGGAAGGUGUGGCCAAGUGCUCAUUAAAGGCAGGCAGCUGCAGGAGCAUGCCGAGCGCUGUGGUGAGCCCCAGGGAAUUGAGACUGACUCCCCAGGUGAGGAUUCACCUCUCCUUGAAGAUGGCGAGGCUAUGGAAGCAGCAGACCUGGGCUUUCGCUGUCCUCUCUGUGGUUUGAUAUUUGAAAAUGAAAGUCUUGCUGUCGAGCACACAUUGGCUUGUCCUGAACAGGAGCCUUUCCGCCCUGUCCUGUUGGACGACGGUGGCGAGCCUGACCAUCGGCGCAAGCAUUUCUGUGCCAUUUGCGGAAAAGGCUUUUACCAGAGGUGUCACCUACGGGAGCACUACACUGUACACACCAAGGAGAAGCAAUUCACGUGUCAAACCUGCGGAAAACAGUUUCUGCGCGAGCGACAGCUUCGGCUGCAUACUGACAUGCACAAAGGAAUGGCACGAUAUGUCUGCCCUGUGUGUGACCAGGGUACUUUCCUCAAACAUGAUCAUGUGCGACACAUGAUCUCUCACCUGUCAGCCGGAGAGACUAUCUGCCAAGUGUGUUUCCAGAUUUUCCCCAGCGGUGAGCUCCUGGAGAAGCACAUGGAUGUACAUCUGUACAUCUGUGGUGUGUGUGGAGAGAAAUUUCGCCUCCGCAAAGACAUGCGGAGCCACUACAACUCCAAGCACACCAAGAGACAAUGAGAGGCAGAUUUGACAGCAUACACUCUGCCAAUGAAUCUUUGAAAUAAGCCAUACUGUUAAUGUGAGGUCCAAUCUAUGCACUUAAGACACCAGUUGUAACCUUUAAAACUGCACUUUCUAUCUGUAUGCAAUUCUGGAUGUGUUGCUCAAUGUUUUUGGUGUGAUUAUAAUGCCUCAAGCUUUUGUCCUCAGUUUCAUAUGAGAUCUUGCAUGUAGAGAUGGAUAUCCAGAUAAAGCCUAGACAUCAACUAAAUGACACUAUCACUGGUGUUGCAGUUGAAAAUGCUACAUAAGUUAAUGCUUGAUCUGCACUUAUGAAUUCGGCUCGUGGCUGAUAGAUAUACAUCUCUCAUUUGCAGCAGAAAGAAUAAGUCUAUGUCCAUCCAGUAGGCUAAAUAAUUUCUGUUCAUGAAGCUUUAAUGAUGGUGCACAUUGGCUUAAGUUUAUUUUAAAACAUUUUUAACGUAGUAUUUAAGAGAACGUUUCUCAAAGGGGACAUAGUUGUUUUUUUUUUUUUUUUUUGGUGGUGCUCUUAUAUUCCUAGUGAACACAGAAAUCCAAGCACAGAUGUCUUCAUCCAUUCUGCUUUCAUUUUGUCAUUAUUUCAAGUAGCUCUGGUAUCAUUACUUAAAUGGUUCUAAUUUUCCACACUCAUUUGCCCUUAAGGCAGAGAGAUAAUAAUGGAGAAUAGAUUAUGCAAUGUACACUGAUCCUAUUCCCCCUUGUUACCAGAACACUAAAAAUACCGCAUUUGAUAAAAAGCAGAGAAAAACACUCCUGUUGACGCUUUCAGCUAGUUGUACCUGCUUAACAAUCACACAUACAAAACCCAGUAAUCUAUGCAAACUGUUGUAAAUUUAACCCCAAUUAAAUGCACAUGGAGUUUAUAAGAAAGUAUAAUAAGAAGUGUCACAUCUGUUGUGUAUAGUUAUAUCAGUAUCCCAAAGAUUUCCAUGUGCUGUUCAUCUAAACAAACUUUGUUCUUCUUAGCUAGCUGUUUCUAAUGAGGAUUACAUGUUAUACAAUACUUAUUAUUAGCCUACACUGUUUUUAUUCAGAGCUAUCAAGCUGUAUCAAAAUAAUGAAUUACUGUGGCAAAGUCUUGAUGUGUAAUUUGAGAAUAAGGAAAUGCCAUGUAAUCCUUGCACAAGGGUGUAGGGUAAAUUAUUACAUUAUUGUAUAAAAGCUUUUCAGCAGUCGUUAUCGUGUCUAAAAUGUCCCGUGAAAUAGCCUGGUUGGUUUUGCGUUUUGUUUGCUUUAAAGUGUAGCCAAUUGACAUUGAUGCUGACCAGCGAGCAGACACUGUAUUUGGAGAUGUGGUGCAAGAAAACUAUCAAUGGGGUCAUGUGAUCAUGCAGAUUAAUCUAGACACAAUGAAUGACUCGAUUAAUAACAGGUGGCCUGGCUAAAUCUGGGACAAUGCUCCACAAUUUUGUUUGAAACAAGUCGGCCCGUCCAAGUAAACUAACCAUUUUAAGGUCGCGUGUAAAAGUUAAUGUAAUGUUUAAUUGUGUGAAAGUACUGUAUAUCAAGACUAUGUUAGAGUGGAGUUUAUGCAGUUUACAUGUUGUCUUUAUUGUUAUUAAACUAAAAGUGGAGUUGAAAUUAAGGUCCAAAGCAUCCACAAGUAAUGAUAAUUUACAGAGAGCUCAGGCAUUUGCACUGGGCAUCAAGCAGUGUAAUUGGUUCAUCUUAUGAUCUGAAUCUGGUGAAAAUAUUUUUGAGAAUGGAACAUCAUCACUUUUUUAAAUUUCCUUCAGUGUUUCAUAUGUUCUUGGAUUUAAAAAAGUUAAAUAAAAAAGUUUAAAUAUUGGGAAUUUGUGUGACACUUGAUAU